UGUGUCCGCGUUGUAUAAAUUGGCGUAGGCCAUGUUGUGAGUUGAGCUCCAUUUCUUUUCUCUUUGUGGCAAAGAGAAGAGAUCAGCCUUCGUCUUCUUCGCUCGCAACUCUCUCUCUUUCUCUCUCUCUCUUCUUCAAGAAUAGUUGAAAAUGGGGCUGUCUUUCACCAAGUUAUUCAGCCGGCUGUUUGCCAAGAAAGAGAUGCGUAUACUUAUGGUUGGGCUUGAUGCUGCGGGUAAAACCACUAUUCUUUACAAGCUCAAGCUUGGAGAGAUCGUCACUACCAUUCCCACCAUUGGGUUUAAUGUGGAAACUGUGGAAUAUAAGAAUAUCAGCUUCACUGUCUGGGAUGUUGGAGGUCAGGACAAGAUCCGUCCUUUGUGGAGACAUUACUUCCAAAAUACACAAGGACUUAUUUUUGUGGUGGAUAGCAAUGACAGGGACCGUGUUGUUGAAGCUAGAGAUGAGCUGCAUAGAAUGUUGAAUGAGGACGAGUUGAGAGAUGCCGUGCUUCUAGUGUUUGCAAACAAACAAGAUCUUCCAAAUGCUAUGAAUGCUGCUGAGAUAACUGAUAAGCUUGGUCUUCAUUCCCUCCGUCAGCGUCACUGGUAUAUCCAGAGCACAUGUGCCACGUCUGGUGAAGGGCUCUAUGAAGGACUCGACUGGCUCUCAAACAACAUUGCAAACAAGGCAUAGAGAUUUAUUAGUUAAGGGUGCACGAGUUUACUAUGCGGCCUUCAAGAUCCCCAGUUUCUGAUUUUCUUGCCCUGCUUAGAUUUUCAUUGCUCGACAUGUAUUAUUUGUUUUUAAAAAAAGAACAGCAGUCUGUUACCGAAGAAUAAUUUGAAUUUUUUUUCCAUGUAUAACCAAAUAGCAUUGUUUUACCCUUUUGAUUUGCGAAGUCCAUUGAAUGAUUUAAAGCCUCGAAUAUGUGUAUGAUUUAUAUGUCCU
Molecule: messenger RNA, 952 nt
Organism: Abrus precatorius (Indian licorice)
Lineage: Eukaryota; Viridiplantae; Streptophyta; Magnoliopsida; Fabales; Fabaceae
Product: ADP-ribosylation factor-like
Exons: 7
Coding region: 152-697 (181 amino acids)
Biological process (GO): intracellular protein transport; vesicle-mediated transport
Cellular component (GO): cytoplasm
Molecular function (GO): GTP binding; GTPase activity
Source: RefSeq, a predicted model, not a curated record